Molecule: messenger RNA, 3830 nt
Organism: Marasmius oreades (fairy-ring Marasmius)
Lineage: Eukaryota; Fungi; Basidiomycota; Agaricomycetes; Agaricales; Marasmiaceae
Product: putative NRPS-like protein biosynthetic cluster
Exons: 8
Coding region: 375-3773 (1132 amino acids)
Source: RefSeq, a predicted model, not a curated record
GAAUGAUAUAGCUCUUUCCUUUUGGCUCGCCUUUUGUCGUGCAUCGACAGAGAGGGGCAAAAGGACUCACGACUUCGGACGAUCCGCAGAAGCGAAAGGAUAUCCAAGAACCUUCUGGGUACUACGCCCCUCGGAUAAGGUUGUUCGAUUGAAUCAAAUAUGAUUUACCUUUCUCCUCGGCUUAACCAUGACGUUUUCUCGAUGGUUCUGCUGCGGCCGGCCGAGUAAACUUGGUGAUUUGCUCUCUAUAACGAUGAACUAGAACGCAAUGAAAAGUAACAACGACCUUUUCACGCAAUACCGAGGAGAGGAAGUUUUCGUGGCAAACUGAUCUCUCCAUAGAUUGGUGGAAAGCCCCUACGCUAGCGACUACCAUGGCUUUCCAACCUCCUAACCUCUCCUUGCAACCGCCGGCUGUCCACCCAGACCUAGACACUUGGUGCCACUUCCCGGACCUGGUCCACUUCCACUGGUCUCACAACCCGACGAGGACCAUGUACGCCUAUCCUGAUGACUCUGUCCCCGUCACUGGCUGCGCCGAAAUAUCUUACACCGAGUUCGGUCGUGCUGCUCACCGUGCUGCUUGGGCCAUCCGUCCCGAUCCCCACGAUUCCAGGGACGGCGAAGUAGUUGCCCUUCUUGCUCAAAGCGACACACUCGUCUAUCAGGCUGUCACGAUUGGUAUGAUGACGGCCAACCUCGUUCCUCUCGACAUAUCUCCUAGAAACUCCCCAGCGGCAAUCCUUAACCUUCUUCAAAAAACUGGUUGCCAUCGUCUCCUUGUUACGCAGCACACGCUCAAGGACCUCAUAGACUCUUUACGCUCUUUUAUCGCGUCCCAGGAAGGAGAACCAUACCAAGUCGCCUUUGAAGAAAUCCCCUCCCUUUCACAGACUUUCCCCCAUCUUGCAAAGGAGACCCCCAGCACCCCCGGUUUUACACCCUACCCAACCCUCGAGAAGCCAGACUUCCAUUCAACCGCCAUCUAUAUUCACUCCUCCGGCUCAACAGGCUUCCCUAAGCCUAUCCCCCUCACCCACCGCGGGGUUUGGUCAUACGCGAAUCUUCCCCCUCUCCGCGAACACAGGGACCACGUCUCGCUAUCUACAGGCAAGAAGACCGAAAUUCGCUUGGGAGGUCUCGCCAUCCCCGCCUUCCAUGCUCUCGCACUUAUCCUUCAACUCAUUCAUCCCAUGUUCGGUGGCUUCAGUGGUAGCUUGCUCAAGCCUACUGUCGUUGACCCCACCAGGGACCUCCCCUCUAUGCCUACCCCCGAAAACACCUUAGACGCCUUCGAACGCACUUCUACGAACGCUACGAUGAUUUUCCCCACCUUCCUUCAGAUUUGGUCCAAAGAACCUCAAUCCGUGAAACGUCUAGCCAAGCUCGAAUACGUCGUUCUCACUGGCGGUCCUCUCGAUGUCGAAUCCGGAGAUGCCUUAGUACGUGAGGGCGUCAAGCUUCGCACCAUUUACGGUGGUACCGAAUUUGGUCAGGUAAACCACUUACGUGCCCGACCGGGCGACGAGGAAGAGUGGCAAUGGAUGGAGUUCAACGAAUCCCGCGUUGGAGUGCGGUGGCUAGACGCAGGAGCCAAUCGAGGUGAAAUUGUGUUGUUACAUACCGAAACGCACAUGCCUGCCAUCUCCAACCUGCCGGAGGACGUGGCCAAGAAAUUCACGGACGAGAUGAAUGGGGUACUGGAGGCAAAGAAGCAGGAAGUCGAUUUCUGGGUUAAAGGUAUCAAACCUAUCCCUAUGGUGGACACGAAGACAGGCUUGAUUAAAGGGUACUCGACUAGCGAUGUUUGGGAGAGACAUCCUACUAAACCAUGGCUCUUCAAACUCGUCGGGCGAGUCGACGACGUUCUGAUCCACUCGUCUGGUGAAAAAACCGUCCCCGGACCUAUGGAGAAGAUCGUCAUGGAGUCUCCUCUUAUCAAAGGAGCCGUCAUUUUCGGACAUGGAAGAGCUCAGCCCGGUAUCCUUGUUGAGCCUUCCGCCUCCGCUCUUUCCCAAGAAAUGAGUCUCGGAGAAUUCCGAAACGCAAUUUGGCCCCACAUCGACGCAGCGAACGCGAUUGCCCCUGCCUUCAGCCGGAUCUACAAAGAAAUGAUCAUCGUGACUGAAGAAAGACUACCACUCGCGCGUACACCAAAAGACACCGUUAUUCGUAAGAUGAGCAUCAAGCAAUACGAGGGAGAAAUCGACACUCUGUAUGAAACCAUCGAAACUAACUCUGGAGGAAGCGGUUCAAUCGAGCCCCCGUCUUCCUGGGACAUCCCCACCGUCGAAGCGUGGAUUGUCGAUCAAGCCCACGACAUCACUUCUUCCUCAAAUCCCCUCUCACCAACCGAAGACCUCUUCGAUUGGGGCUUUGACUCCCUCAGUGCCACUAUUCUCCGUUUGAGGAUCGCAGGUGCGUUGAAAGCAACCAAAGGCAAGGAAGCCGUUGUGGCCAAGGUCAACCAGAACACCAUCUACGUCCAUCAUACCGUCAACAUGUUGGCGCAGUUCGUUUGUGGUACGCAAGACGGGCCGAUCGAGACAGAGGAAGAAGAACACAUACGAAAGAUGGAAGAGAUGAUUGAAAAGUACUCCGCCGGACUUGAAGACGGAGACAUCCCGAUGAAGUCACAGAAAGGAGAGGGCCAACACACUGUACUCCUCACAGGAUCCACCGGUUCUCUUGGCUCUCACAUCCUCUUCGACCUGAUCCGCGACACCACUCGCGUGAAUAAAAUAUAUGCUCUCAACCGCUCUCCAUCUGCGCCCGAGAAGCAAAAGGAGAAAUUUGCCGACAAGGGACUCGAUGCCGGUGUUCUCAAAACCAACCGAGUCGUCUACCUCACGCAGAACCAAGACCCACUACCGAGUGAUAUCGACGUUGUCAUCCACAACGCUUGGAAGUUGGACUUUAAUUUUGGUUUGGAAGGGUUCGAAGGGUCUGUGAAGGACCUUAGGGGUCUCAUUGACCACGUCAAGAGUCUAAACCACAAUGCGCGGUUUUUGUUUACCGGCUCGAUAAGUGCUGCUCAUGCAUGGAAGGGCAGGAAAGGUUGCGGAGAAGGGUUCCCGGAGAAAACGAUGGAGGCGAAGUAUGCCGUUGGUGGAGGAUACGGAGAAGCCAAGUACGUUUGCGAGAGGAUUCUCGACAACAGCGGUAUCGAAGCGACGUCUUUCCGUAUCGGUCAAAUUACAGGAUCAAAAGAGUCUCCUGCAUGGUCAGAGACUGAUUGGGUACCUAUCAUCGUCAAGUCCAGCUUGGAAAUGGGUGUCAUUCCUGAUGCCGCUGGUGUCGUAUCAUGGAUACCCUCACAUAUAGUCUCAUCAACCAUCCUCGACAUUGCGUUCGCUGAUCGACACGAACCCGCUGUCAAUAUCGUCCAUCCCCGUCCCGUCAAAUGGACUGAGGUCAUGAAGGAAAUUAAGGAAGCCCUAGAGGACUUCGGCGUCGCCAAAUCCGAAUUGAAAGUCGUUCCUUACAAAGAGUGGUUCUCCAUCCUGGAAAAGAAGGCAGAAGCAGGUGCUUCCUCCGGUGCGAAGGCAUUUGAGAAGAUUCCUGCAAUCAAACUUCUGCACUUCUACCGCGGUCAAGCGGUGGCUGACGAAGCUAACCGCCUCAACAAUGGCGAUUCUGUCGAGGCUGUUGAUUUACAAGAACUGACGAUAGAGAAUGCAAGGAAGUUGAGCAAGGCAUUCCGAGAUGCACCUCCGGUGGGAAGGGAAGAUGUUAGAGCAUGGGUGAAGUAUUGGGUCUCCAAAGGGUUCUAGAUUGAACACGGUCAACUACUGCAUCGACACCUGUACAUUAGUCAAUCAACUAUCUAC